ACUUGAUUAUCCAGCCCACCCGAAUCUUAAACCCUAGGUCCGAAAUAGAAUUGCUGAUUAUUACCGAGCAUGAUACACAUAUAAUGAAGACCGACUACAUUAGGAAACCUAGCAGCCGGCCUCAUUCUUCCUGAGAAAGUAGCACCGAAGCUUGCAUCUUUCGUGCAACCAGCAAUGGCUGACGUAGAACACGAUGUAGCGGCAGGGCAGCCAAAGAAGAGAACGUUCAAGAAGUUCAGCUUCAGAGGUGUGGAUCUUGAUGCCCUCCUUGAUAUGUCUACUGAUGAUCUCGUCAAGCUCUUCAGUGCCCGUGCCCGCAGAAAGCUUGGGAGAGGUUUGAAAAGAAAGCCUUUGGCUUUGAUUAAGAAGCUUCGCAAAGCGAAACUAGAGGCCCCACAAGGGGAGAAGCCGGAUCCAGUGAAAACUCAUUUGAGGAACAUGAUUAUUGUUCCAGAGAUGAUUGGUAGUGUUAUUGGAGUUUAUAAUGGGAAAACCUUUAACCAGAUUGAAGUGAAGCCGGAGAUGAUAGGGCACUACUUGGCUGAGUUCUCCAUUUCAUACAAGCCUGUCAAGCAUGGUAGGCCCGGUAUUGGUGCUACUCACUCAUCAAGGUUCAUCCCGCUGAAGUGAUGCAACUCAUUUCAGAGUUCUGCUUUUUGGGGAAACAUCAGAUCUAUUUUAAUUAAUAUUUCUAUUUCUCUCAACACAUGUAAUAGUGAAACUAGUUUUCAUUUGAGCUUACAGACAGUUGAUGGCGGAGUGAUUGUACUUGGUCUGUUUUUACAAAUGGGAAGCUCUUGAUAGCUUUAUGAUUUUGG
Molecule: messenger RNA, 818 nt
Organism: Cuscuta epithymum
Lineage: Eukaryota; Viridiplantae; Streptophyta; Magnoliopsida; Solanales; Convolvulaceae
Source: the annotation of a GenBank genome assembly